AUGGGCUUUAAAAGUUUUUUCAAUUAUAAGGAGGGUGAAAAGGAAAACAAAACGGAUAGCUCAAAUAAUGAAAAGGGUGAAGAAACUGGAAAUAACAAUAUUAGCGAUCAAACUAGCAAAGAUGAAGCGAACCCAAAUAAAAUAGACGAUAAAGAUGGUGAAAAUAGCAAAAGUGAAAAUAGCAAAAGUGAAGAUGGCAAAAAUGAAGAUGACAAAAAUAAAGAUGACAAAAAUGAAGAUGGCAAAAAUGAAGAUGACAAAAGUGAAGAUGGCAAAGUUUGUGAACCGAAUGAGAAAGGCGAGGAAUUAAAAGAGGGUAAUAGCAAGGAAAACCCCAAAAAACGAAAAAAAAAUAGUGAAACUAUCAAAGAGGAUGACAAUGUUGAAAAGGAUAAUAACGAAAAUGGUUCUAAAAAAAAAGCUAAAUGUAAUAUAUCUAUCGAGGAAGAUUUGAAAGAAAGUGAGAAUAAGAAGGAUGGUUCUGAAAAGGGGGAGCCAGUUUGUAAUAGUAAAAGUGAAAGAAGUGAAAAAGGUGAAAAAAGCGAAAAAAGUGAUGAAAACGAAAAAGGCGAAAAAAACGAAACAGUAAGUAACACAACGCCAGCAGUCGAAAAUACCAAUAAUACCAAUAACAAUAACAAUAGCAAUAGCAAUAAUAACAACAUAAAUUUAGAGAGUUACCGAAAUUACCAAUAUUAUUAUAAUCAGUUUUACGGAAAUCUAAACAAUAUACAAGCAAUGAGUAACGAUAUAGGAAGUGGAUAUAGUAACAAUGUUUCAAAAGAAAAUUUUCAAAAUAAAAAAAAUAAUUCAAAUAAUAAUAUAAAUGGAUAUCCUGAAUUUAACAGCUUUAAUAAUAUAUAUAUGCCAAUAGGUAUGAACAAUUAUUAUAAUAUGUACAAUUAUAAUUAUAUAAAUGGUUAUGCAAAUAUUGGAAAUAUUGGAAAUAUUGGUGGAAUAAAUAAUCAAAAUUAUAAUUAUUAUUGUGAUGGAAAUGUUGAAAAUAGUGGAUUAUAUGACUACAAUAAAGAUUUAAUAAAUAGUGGUGGAGCUAAUGAUAUGAAAAAUUAUGCUUUUUUUUCUCUUAUAAAUAAAAGUUUAGAGCUAAUGAAAACAAGCGAUAAAGUAAAAGCAAUAUUAAAAAAUCCAGCAAGAUUGCAAAUAACACAGGAAGAAUUGAAUAAAGUAGAAUAUACACAAGAAAAUCAAAAUAAUACUAUAUGGUUUGGUAAAUAUGUAACUGAUAAAAAUAAUAAUAAUAAUCCCAAAUUUGUAGCUAAAUAUAAAUGUAACCCAUCUAAAGAUUCUGGAUAUACUAAGGCCGAUAAAUCAUAUGCAAACAAACCAUAUUUUUGUAUUUAUUUUGCUCGAGGAUGUUGUGCAUAUGGUCAUAAUUGCUUAUAUAGACAUAGAAUACCAACAGAAAAUGAUGAACUUGAAUUUGAAAAUACUAUGGAUAUAUUUGGUAGAGAAAAAUAUAAUACUUUUAAAGAAGAUAUGAAUGGAAAUGGAAAUUUUAACAAUGAUUGUCGGACUUUAUUUAUUGGAAGUAUAUAUAUUAAUAAUUUGAAUGAAGUAAAUAUUAUUGAAAAAGUUUUAUAUGAUGAAUUUGUUAUUUAUGGAAAUAUAGAUUAUGUAAGAUUUAUUCCAAACAAAAAUAUAGCUUUUAUACAAUUUACUAAUAGAGUGAAUGCAGAAUUUGCUAGAGUUGCUAUGUCUGACCAACCACUUGCUAAUUAUUCGAUUUCUUUAACAAUUAAAUGGGCAUUUGAUAUGAAAACACAGCCAGCUAUAAAUUCUACAAAUUUUUAUAAUGGGAUGAACAAUGCAAAUCCUUAUUUUUAUAAUUCAAAUAAAGCUAUAACAUCUACUUGGCCACAAAAUCCAUAUGGGGCAUCACAAAACCCAUAUGGGACAUCACAAAAUUCAUAUGGGGCAUUAACAAACCCAAAUUAUUAUGACCAGUCAAAUUAUUUAUCUAACCCUAUUAUAGGCCCCGCUAAUUUUCCUCCAAAUUUUACAACAAACAAAGGGAAGGUAGUUACUGGAUCUGCACCCAUCGUCCCUAAUCCAUUGGCUGUGCCUACUAGCAAUAAUAGCGAUGCUCAAAGUGGGAAGAAAAAAAAGGUGUAA
Plasmodium yoelii is the source of this 2133-nucleotide messenger RNA. RefSeq names its product cell cycle control protein Cwf2. The record is from RefSeq and is a predicted model, not a curated record. Lineage: Eukaryota; Apicomplexa; Aconoidasida; Haemosporida; Plasmodiidae. The transcript has a single exon. Gene Ontology annotation, cellular component: U2-type catalytic step 2 spliceosome; U2-type catalytic step 1 spliceosome; Prp19 complex. Gene Ontology annotation, molecular function: pre-mRNA binding; metal ion binding; U6 snRNA binding. Bases 1 to 2133 code for a protein of 710 amino acids.